CACAAGAAUAUUGAGUACCGAUUUAAUAUUUACCGCGAAUAUAAAUGAAGGGCACAAAUAGAUUAGUUGAAACAAAUAUGAAAAAUAGAAUGAGGAACAUUGUGAGCGGCAGAUGAGAAAUAAAUAUGGCGAUCGAUGCUGUGCAUCUUUUUUGUUGAAGAGUGAUCGUUGUUUUUAGUAUACCAAUAGAAAUAAAAUAAAAAGAAAAGAAAAGUAGUUGAAAUGUUUAAAGGCUGAGAGGGAUGUUGCUUUAGUUGUAACGCCCUCACAAUCAUCCGCAAAAUGCUGCACUCAAUUUCAUUUUCUCCGUACUCUUACCACAUGCCGCUCUCUUCUCUACGCUCCCUCAACACUACGCCGUUUCAUCUCAUCAUUCCCCGCCGGCGCUUCAAUCUGCCGGCACUCCAAUCACUUCUUCCUGCUAGCGCCAGCGCCUCCUCACCGCUCUUCGAUCUCAGAGGGGGCAAAGGAAUGAGUGAAUUCUGUGAAGUUGAAAUGAAAGUCCGUGAUUAUGAGUUGGAUCAAUAUGGUGUGGUCAACAAUGCAGUCUAUUCAAGUUAUUGCCAACACGCUCGUCAUGAACUCUUGGAAAGCAUUGGUAUUAAUUGUGAUGCUGUAGCUCGUACCGGCGAUGCAUUGGCAUUAUCAGAGUUAUCAAUAAAAUUCCUUGCACCACUAAGAAGUGGGGAUAAAUUUGUAGUGAAGGUUAGGAUUUCUGGAUCUUCAGCAGCACGGUUAUACUUCGAUCACUUCAUCAUUAAGCUUCCAAACCAAGAGCCUAUUUUGGAGGCUAAGGCUACGGCUGUUUGGCUUGACAAAAACUAUCGGCCGAUUCGAAUUCCAGCAGAGAUGAAGUCGAAGUUUGUGAAAUUUAUUCGAAAUGAGGCCUCUUAAUUUGGUUGCUAGAAUGCAAUAUUACAAAGAUGCAUCGACAAUUGCCUUCCCCGUUGAUGUUAUUGAUUUCGAAUUUCAACAACUGCAAAGACGAUUUCUCUUUGGUGAUCUUACUAUAGUUAGAUAUUGCGAUCUCCCUCUGGAAUUGAUUCUGUGUAUCUCAUUGGUGACUAAAUGUAGAGGGAUUAGUGUUUUGGUUUAUAUUUUACUCUAUAUUUAGCUUUGUGCCCGUUUAGGUGUCCUGUGUAAGAGUUGGGCCAUGAUAUUACAUUAUUUGAUCGAUAACUAUACAAAUAUGUAUAAGCAAUCAUGCAAAGUGUAUACCAAAGAUCAGCUACUACAUUAGGCAUUCGUAGAAUACAUAUUGAGAUACAAAAUACAUAUUGAAAAUGAGUUAAACAAUACAUGUAUUUAUAUAUAAAUAUAUA
Molecule: messenger RNA, 1322 nt
Organism: Arachis stenosperma
Lineage: Eukaryota; Viridiplantae; Streptophyta; Magnoliopsida; Fabales; Fabaceae
Product: acyl-acyl carrier protein thioesterase TE3, chloroplastic-like
Exons: 6
Coding region: 283-894 (203 amino acids)
Cellular component (GO): chloroplast
Molecular function (GO): fatty acyl-[ACP] hydrolase activity
Source: RefSeq, a predicted model, not a curated record